UCCUCCAUCCUCGCCGUAGUUGCAUGUCAGUUUGCGGGAGGCUGGAUCUGCAUGAAUGGGGCGCGACCCGCAGGUAUGAUGGAGGGUCUGAAGAUACGCUUUGAUUUCCCCAGCCCUGUCAUACAAGCCCAGACGGUGAGAACUCUUGUUGCUGCUGUGCUGAAGGAGAAAGGCUCCAAUGGGCCGAUCACACAGUCCUCUCCUCAGGGUCCGGCUCUGGAGGCUCUGUGGCAGCAGUGCUGCAGUGACGACUCUCUGGUGCGCUCCUCCUGCUGCGACGCCGUGUUCCUGCUGGUGGAGCAGCAUUAUGCAGAGCUGCAGCACGUCCUCCACAGCGUGCUCAACCUGCUUCCCUCCGCCAG
Messenger RNA from Notothenia coriiceps (black rockcod), 362 nucleotides. RefSeq names its product focadhesin-like. The transcript is spliced from 4 exons. Gene Ontology annotation, biological process: regulation of post-transcriptional gene silencing. NCBI's taxonomy places the organism in Eukaryota, Metazoa, Chordata, Actinopteri, Perciformes, Nototheniidae. The annotation marks the transcript as partial. The record is from RefSeq and is a predicted model, not a curated record.